GUGGAAAGUGUAAAUACUUCAUGUUGGGGAAUUUGAUAAACUUCGUGAAUCAUCUUUGCUGUGAUUAGUUUGGCCAAGGGGGAGGGAUUCGUCUUUGAUCUCUAGAGCGGGCGAUGCAUUGCGCACAGUAUUUUGGGCAAAUUUGCUUGAGUAGGUUUGGUGUGUGGAGUGAAUAGUGUUCGGUGUUCCCAGGAAGUUGUUAAAUCAAGGAUAUCUGUUAUCUGUAAAGAAACGCCAACAAAAUGUCGCUCUAUCCAUCCUUGGAGGAUAUGCAAGUAUCCAAAAUUAUCGAAACUCAAUACGCAACUUCAACACAAAUACAAAAUGCCAUAACCGCCAGUAGUGUCGCGGAGCCAAUAGAACAAAACAAAUUGAACACUGCCUUAUAUCCAGGACUUGACACAUUCUUAGGAUUAGAACUAACGCCAGAAAUGAUACGCGCCAAUAUGCCGGAAUACUGCACAAACAGCAGCCCCACAAGCGCAACACAACAGAUCAUCCCUGCUGCCAGUAAUGCCCUCCCCGCCAUAAAUAAUUCAAUUGCGCCAUUAUCCGGAACCGUCGCCUUACCAGCUAGGGCACAUGUCACCCAUAACAUCAGGGAAUUCAUUCUCUGCAAGGGACCUGAUGGCAAAGUGGGCCUUCGUGUCCAGGCUGCAAACAAUGGCAUUUUCGUCUGCAUUGUGGUGAAGGAUAGCCCAGCUGCUUUGGCUGGCAUACGAUUCGGCGAUCAGAUUUUACAACUGAAUGGAACUAACGUUGCUGGUUAUUCGGUGGACAAAAUACAUAAAAUGCUGAAGCAAUCGGCGAAGAACAACAUAUCAGUGAUAGUAAGAGAUCGGCCAUUUGAACGAACUAUUACUCUAAUGAAGGACUCCAAAGGAAACUUAGGAUUCCAGUUCAAAAAUGGAAAAAUCGUUUCUCUUAUUAAAGACUCGUCAGCGGCACGAAAUGGAGUUUUGACUGAUCAUCAAAUUUUGGAAGUGAACGGCCAGUCGGUUGUUGCUUUGAAGGACAAGGAUAUCAGGAAGAUAAUGGAUUCGGCUGGCGAAAUAGUAAAGAUUAAUAUCAUUCCAACGUUCAUUUAUGACCAUAUGAUUAAGAAACUAUCUACAAGUUAUUUGCGUGGCAUAAUGGAUCACAGCGUUCCGGACUUCUAAACGGAAGGAUAUGCACAUUUUGGACUUCUUUAUAUCUUUUUACGAUAUUUUACAAUAAUCAUUUUGAUAUAGUGAACAGUA
Molecule: messenger RNA, 1241 nt
Organism: Hermetia illucens (black soldier fly)
Lineage: Eukaryota; Metazoa; Arthropoda; Insecta; Diptera; Stratiomyidae
Product: syntenin-1-like
Exons: 5
Coding region: 243-1160 (305 amino acids)
Cellular component (GO): plasma membrane; cytoplasm
Molecular function (GO): protein binding
Source: RefSeq, a predicted model, not a curated record